AUGAUUGAGAACUUGAAAAUGGCAAGUACAGAAUUUAGUGUCGAAACAGAUCAUUUAACUUAUAAGUUCAGCAAUGGUAAAGUUGGACUUGCAAACAUCACGAUUGAAUUGCCAUGGAACUCAAGAGCUUUAUUAAUUGGAUCCAAUGGUGCUGGUAAAUCAACACUUUUGAAAUUAUUAGCUGGUAAAACUUUAAGUACCGUUGGGAAGAUUUCGAUUGGAGGGCAUGAUCCAUUUAGAGGUGGCUCUGAUGCAUCAAAUAUAACAACAUACCUGGGGACAGAAUGGGCUUCAAAUCCAAUUGUCCGUAGAGACAUUCCUGUGACUGUUCUAAUUGAUUCAAUAGGUGGAGCUAUAUAUAAAGAAAGAAGAGAUGAGUUGGUUAAGUUGUUGGAUAUCGAUUUGAGUUGGAGAAUGCAUCAAGUAAGUGAUGGUGAGAGAAGAAGAGUCCAAUUGGCUAUGGGACUUUUAAAGCCUUGGAAAGUUUUAUUGUUAGAUGAGGUGACUGUGGAUUUGGAUGUUUUGGUGAGAUCCAGGUUAUUAUCUUUUUUGAAAAAUGAAACUGAAACAAGACAAUGCUCAAUCAUAUACGCAACACAUAUUUUUGAUGGGUUAGGUAAAUGGCCCACAAAUGUCAUUCAUAUCCAAAGUGGUAAAAUUUUGAAAAAUCUAAAGUACAACAAAGAUAUUCAGUAUGAAGGAACAAAUGGUAAUGAUGGUGAUGAUAUUCAACAACAUUUAAGUGAACCAGUAAUUAAAACGACUGAAGAUGAUUAUAUCAAAAUCCAAGCUAUUAAUUCACUUCAUCCACUAGCUUUAGAAUGGUUAAGACUAGAUCUUCUUUCAAGAGGUGAUCGUGAAGAAGGUGAUUUAAAUAGACCAAAAUGGGAAGAUUUACAAAAAGAGUUGGAGCUUUAUUACGAUGGAGGAAGAAGAGUCACUGACUAUUUCAAAGCUACCCGUGAAUAA
Hansenula ciferrii is the source of this 969-nucleotide messenger RNA. RefSeq names its product putative ATP-binding cassette family ATPase CAF16 (gene CAF16). The record is from RefSeq and is a predicted model, not a curated record. Gene Ontology annotation, molecular function: ATP binding; ATP hydrolysis activity. The transcript has a single exon. Lineage: Eukaryota; Fungi; Ascomycota; Saccharomycetes; Phaffomycetales; Wickerhamomycetaceae. Bases 1 to 969 code for a protein of 322 amino acids.